GUCUGAGUCCACGGAGCCCGGAGGAGAACCCUGACCAUGGAGGGGCGCAAGCUGUCGUCCUACGGGAAGCGCUUUGGCUCGUCACCCACCUCCGUCCAUCAGGCCCUGAGGUUCUCCCCCGGCCGCAGAUAUGUGCCUUCCAACCCCACCACCCGGUUCUCUGUCACCAAGCUGAAGACGGCCAGCCUCAGCUUCCGCGCCGGCCCCAAAUUCUCCCCAGACAAGGUGGAUUUCUCCCUGGCGGACGCCCUCAACACAGAAUUCAAGGAGACCCGCACCAAUGAGAAGGUGGAGAUGAUGGAGCUGAACGACCGCUUCGCCAGCUACAUCGAGAAGGUCCGCUUCCUGGAGCAACAGAACAAAGUCUUGGUCGCCGAGCUCAACCAGAUCCGGGACAAAGAGCCCACGAAGCUAGCCGACAUCUACCAGGAAGAGCUGCGGGAACUGCGCCGCCAGGUGGACCAGCUCUCCAGUUCAAAGGCGAGGCUGGAGAUCGAGCGGGACAAUCUGGUGGAGGACCUCAACAACCUCAGGCACAAGUUACAGGACGAGAUUAGUCUGCGCCUGGAAGCCGAAAACAAUUUGUCAUCCUACAGACAG
Gekko japonicus is the source of this 600-nucleotide messenger RNA. Its product is annotated as glial fibrillary acidic protein-like. Gene Ontology annotation, molecular function: structural constituent of cytoskeleton. The record is from RefSeq and is a predicted model, not a curated record. The annotation marks the transcript as partial. Gene Ontology annotation, cellular component: intermediate filament; cell projection; cytoplasm. The transcript has 2 exons. Lineage: Eukaryota; Metazoa; Chordata; Lepidosauria; Squamata; Gekkonidae. Gene Ontology annotation, biological process: regulation of chaperone-mediated autophagy; intermediate filament organization.